AUGGCUACGGCAGAACAACAGAUCACCAAGCUCCGGUCCCUUCUGGACUUACUAACCACCUCGGUGAAUGACCUCAUCACCGAACUUUCCUACUCUCCAUCUCGCAAGCCCAUGGCCGACAACAAAGCCGACGUGCGCAUCCCGAGAGGACCGAAGACGGAGGAGGCCCGCAAAUGCAUCAUCGCCGCCGCAGGCUCACUCGAGGCGGCCGUUCUCACGCCACAAUGGCGUCUCGGUCACCUGGCUCAUAGCUAUUUCGUGUCGCGCGCACUGCAUAUGGCUGUCGAAUGGGAUAUACCCCAGUUGCUGGCGGACAGCGGGCCCAUGCACCUCGACACCCUCGCCUCGAAGACGGGAAUCGUCGAUACGAACAAGCUGGGACUCGUGAUGAGGAUGUUGUGCGCGCACCAUAUCUUCUCCGAGACAGCCCUCGGCGUCUUCGCCAACGACGAGGCAUCGACCGCCCUGGCGACCGAUGAGCGGCUCGCCAACUCGGUGCGCUACGCCUCCUUUCUUUUCCCUACAGCCGACGUGCUUCCAAGUCUUCUCAAGGACCCAGUUCUCUGCGCCAGCUAUGCCCCUCGAGAUUCGGCUUUCUCCAAGACCAUCGGCAAGGGCAUGGGCCAGUUCGAGUUCUUGAACGCGCAUCCCGAGUGGCGUGACUGCUUCAACUUAUGGCUCGCAUCGCUGGGGGAGUACUUGCACGGGCUGACAGACGUGCGGGGGUACCCCUGGGAAGACAUUCUCCGAAAUGGUGCCGUGGUCGUUGACGUCGGCGGAGGGCUCGGCAGCUCGAUUCAAGCCCUGCGAACUAACUUUCCCGACCGCCAGAACGAUUUUGUCGGCAUCGUCCAGGAUCAGCCCGGCAUGAUCGAGCACGCCACUGCCCACUGGCAAGAGACGGAUCCGCGGGCCUUGGCAACCGGCGCGGUCAAGCUCACCACGCACGACUUCUUCAACGAGAACCCUGUCAAAGGCGCCGAUGUAUACUGGUUCCGGUCGGUCAUUGUGGACUGGCAUAACGAAGACUUGAUCACCAUGUUCACGCACAUCAAGAAUGCCAUGACGCCCGGAAAGUCGCGGCUGCUCAUUGGCGAGUACAUGAUGCACCCAACAUGCGGCGACACCAUGUUGCCCAACGCACCGCCCCCUUUGCUGAAGAAUUAUGGUGAAUUCCAGGCCAUGGGGCUCAUCGGAGGGUUUGUCCUUACCCUGGCUUAA
Molecule: messenger RNA, 1221 nt
Organism: Colletotrichum chrysophilum
Lineage: Eukaryota; Fungi; Ascomycota; Sordariomycetes; Glomerellales; Glomerellaceae
Exons: 2
Coding region: 1-1221 (406 amino acids)
Molecular function (GO): O-methyltransferase activity
Source: RefSeq, a predicted model, not a curated record